Cyprinus carpio (common carp) is the source of this 925-nucleotide messenger RNA. RefSeq names its product butyrophilin subfamily 2 member A1-like. The transcript is spliced from 3 exons. The record is from RefSeq and is a predicted model, not a curated record. Bases 51 to 806 code for a protein of 251 amino acids. Lineage: Eukaryota; Metazoa; Chordata; Actinopteri; Cypriniformes; Cyprinidae.
CAGAUUUUCACUUUGACUAUGCAGGGAAAUGAUCAGAACUUAAACUGAACAUGAAGUUGCUUAUGUUAAUUUUUGUGGCUGUAAUUCUAGUAAUAUCAGAUGGGUUGAUUGUGCACGGUCCCUCUGCUCCUCUGGUGGCUCCUCUGGGAUCUUCAGUGGUUUUGCCCUGUUAUGUUGAUAAACCUUUACCAGUGGAGGAUCUGGAGCUGGAAUGGAGAAGAGCAGACUCAGAGACUUUAGUUUAUCUGUAUCAAGAUGGUGAGAGUCAAACAGAAGCCCAGCAGCAUGAUUAUCAUGAUAGAGCUCAUUUCUUUACUGAUGAGAUUCAACAUGGAAACUUCUCCCUCUAUCUGGACAAUCUGAGAGCUGAAGAUGAGGGACGAUACACAUGUAGAGUUUACAGUCAGCAGGAUUCUGGAGAAACUGUGGUUGAAAUAAAAUAUGUUGUACGUUUGCUGGUGUCAGGAUCAAAACACUCCAUAUCUGCAUCUGUGGGUGAAGACGUCACUCUGAACUGCUCUGUAGACUCUCGUAUCCCAUCUGAAGACAUUGAAGUUUCAUGGAAGAAAACAAAUGAAAAGAUUCAGGUUCUGCUCUACCAGAACAAUGAGACUUUUCCAGAUUCAGCAGAUGAGCAAUACAGAGACAGAGUUGAGUUCUUCACUGCUGAAAUUCCCAAAGGAAACUUCUCUCUUAGACUGAAGAGUAUCAGAACUGAGGAUAUCGGAGUUUACAUGUGUGAGGUGUUGGCUGGAGGACUUUCAGCUAAUGCAACUGCAGUACUGGAACAACUGGGUGAGUCCUAAUGGAUACAUAAAUAAAUACAUAAUAAUUGGGACCUAAAGUAACAAACUACUUUUUGUUGUUUUGUCAUGUUUAGUUUACAGUGCUUUGAAACUAUUCUGAUAACCAAUUUAUGUCUGUA